GUGAGGAAGAGUUUUAGCAGAGAGCAGAGGGGAGCAUGUGACAGGAGCGAGGAGGCCAGAAUUUUAAAGACAAGCGAAAGACAGAAGGGAAAGGAGCAAGAACUAAUGUCAGUAGGCUUAAAGAGGCCUGUGCAGUGACAAUCCUGGAUAUUUCUUAAUGUGGCAACUGGCAGCUGGACCGAAAAGGUGUGCAGGUCUGUCUGUUAAUCCCAGCUGUUUCCUGCGUGGGAAAGACGAGGAGAAUCUGGAGAAUCUAGGGCACUUAUCUGCUCAGCUUCAUCAGAGACCAGCCUGUUCCUGGUAAAAUGGAUGAGUUAUCUGCUGUCAUUGUUUGUGGCGUUAAAUGUCCUCUGCCAUGGCGAAGCGUGAGGCCGGGAGUACCAGCCCUGUGGUGCGUCAGAUAGACAAGCAGUUUCUGGUCUGCAGUAUCUGUCUGGAUCACUACCGUAACCCCAAGGUCCUGCCCUGUCUGCACACCUUCUGUGAGAGUUGUCUCCAGAACUACAUUCCCCCGGAGUCUCUGACGCUCUCGUGUCCGGUGUGUCGGCAGACGUCCAUCCUGCCGGAGAAAGGAGUUUGCGCUCUGCAGAACAACUUCUUCAUCACUAAUCUCAUGGAGGUCCUUCAGCGAGACCCGGAGUGCUCACGGCCUGAGGCCUGCAGUGUCCUGGAGUCGGUCAGCGCUGCAGCUGCGGGGAAGCCCCUCUGCUGCCCAAACCACGAGGGCAAGGUGAUGGAGUUCUACUGCGAGUCGUGUGAGACAGCCAUGUGUUUGGACUGCACGGAGGGCGAGCACCGGGAACAUGUGACUGUUCCUCUGCGGGACGUCGUAGAGCAGCACAAGGCCGUGCUGAAGACACAGCUGGAUGCCAUACACAGCAGGCUCCCUCAGCUGACCGCAGCCAUCGAGCUGGUGAGUGAGAUCUCUCGCCAGCUGAAUGAAAGGAAGACCGAGGCGGUAGCAGAGAUUACCAGUACGUUUGAAGAGCUGGAACGGGCGCUGCAUCAGCGCAAGACAGCCCUCAUCACAGACCUGGAGAACAUCUGCAGCACUAAGCAGAAGGUCCUGCAGGCACAGCUUUCGGCUCUCCUCCAGGGAAAGGAACACAUCCAGAGCAGCUGCAGCUUCACGGAGCAGGCUCUCAGCCACGGGAGUGCUACUGAGGUGCUGCUGGUUCAGAAGCAGAUGAGUGAGCGGGUAACAGCGCUGGCCAGACAUGACUUCCCAGAGAGACCACAUCAGAAUGCACACCUGGACUGUCAGGUGGAGACUGAAGGUCUGCGACGCUCCAUCCAGAACCUGGGUGUUCUCCUCACCACAGCCGCUGUGGCUCACACCUCCGUCGCCACAGGAGAGGGCCUCCGCCACGCAGCAACUGGGCAGCACCACACAAUUACUGUGACAACAAAGGACAAAGAUGGGGAGUUGGUGCGAACAGGAAAUGCUAUUUUAAAGGCAGAGAUAACAUCUGCUGAUGGGAGCCGCGCAGCGGAGCCAGAGAUAGCAGACAAUAAGAAUGGGACUUAUGAGGUGGGCUACACGAUACGCACUGAGGGAGAGUACUCUUUCGCCCUGAUGCUCUACGGCCAGCCGAUACGCGGCAGCCCGUUCCGCCUGCGGGCGGUCAAGCCCUCGGAUGUGCCGCAAUCUCCAGAUGACGUGAAGAGGAGGGUGAAGUCUCCCAGUGGGACGGGGGGCCACAUACGGCAGAAAGCGGUGCGGCGGCCUUCCAGCAUGUACAGCACCACCAAGAAAAAGGAGAAUCCCAUCGAGGAUGAGCUCAUCUACAGAGUGGGUACGCGGGGCAGAGAAAAAGGCGAGUUCACAAAUCUGCAGGGAAUCUCAGCCUCUACUAACGGCAGAGUGGUGGUGGCUGACAGCAACAACCAGUGCAUACAGGUAUUUUCCAAUGACGGGCAGUUCAAGAUGCGCUUUGGGGUCAGAGGGCGGUCUCCAGGGCAGCUGCAGAGACCCACAGGCGUCACCGUGGACGUGAACGGUGACAUCGUGGUGGCCGACUACGACAAUCGAUGGGUCAGCAUCUUCUCCUCUGACGGCAAGUUUAAGAAUAAGAUCGGGGCAGGCCGGCUCAUGGGUCCUAAGGGCGUGGCCGUGGAUAAGAAUGGACACAUCAUCACUGUGGACAACAAGGCCUGCUGCGUCUUCAUCUUUCAGUCCAACGGGAAGCUGGUGACUAAGUUUGGAGGCAGGGGGACGUCUGACCGACAGUUCGCAGAAAAACUUGGCCCAAACUUAAAUAAAACUGGCUCAGUUUUCAGUCCGCACUUUGUCGCAGUGAACAACAAGAACGAAAUAAUUGUGACUGAUUUUCACAAUCACUCAGUCAAGGUGUACAAUGCCGAUGGAGAGUUCUUGUUCAAAUUUGGCUCUCAUGGUGAAGGCAAUGGCCAGUUCAACGCUCCCACUGGUGUGGCUGUGGACACCAACGGAAACAUCAUCGUAGCUGACUGGGGCAACAGCAGAAUACAGGUGUUUGACAGCACAGGCUCCUUCUUAUCUUACAUCAACACCUCAGCAGACCCGCUGUACGGCCCCCAGGGCCUCGCCCUCACCUCAGAUGGACACGUGGCUGUUGCAGACUCCGGCAACCACUGCUUUAAGGUUUACAGAUAUCUGCAGUAGGCUGAGGGAAGACGUCGCCGACGCAGCUUCUGCUUAGCCAAGCUAAGAUCCCAUACCGCUCGUGGACAUAGAGCUGCAACACGCCUGUACACUUCACAGUGGUUCCAGGUUCCACGUAUUCAUUUCCUUUCAUUUUGUCUGUGUAUGUUCAGAGCUUCUGAUUCAAGUGUAUGUAAAAAGUUUUUUUUAAACAAAAUAAGCUAGUUAUCCCAAAAAUUAUUGCAAGCAGUCACAUUAAUUCCUUUCCUGAGAAAGAAAACAUCUCAAGAGACUAUCCUGAUGAAAUAAAGUUUAAAAAAGAGGAAGGAAUAAAACGUUGUGUAAUUAGAUAUUUCGCUAUCUGAUCACUCAUGAUCUGAACUUUUACAUUUUUAACCAAAUACCCUGAGGGAGAAAAUAACUUCUGGAAGAAGGCGUUUCAGCUCUAUUUCUCACAAGCGGGACCCCGCCAGUAGAUGCCAGUCUGACGUUGGUGUUUUUUGGGGGCUAAAUGAAGAUGGGCGACACUCCCAGCAACCAGCAAACAACGCGAGGCACAGAAGCCGAGGUCCACCGCCUGUGUCCCGGUGAAAGAUGAUGCUUUGUGAUUGAACAAUGCUCAGGCCUUUCCUCGAACACUGUCGCAUGUCAGUGUGCUCCAGAAAAAAGAAAACAAAUAGACCCUGUCGUCACUGCCUUCAAUUUGUCAUCAGUAGACACAACAGAACACACGCAGACAGGAAUGUGUUGUUAUUCUCAUUCUGCACCUUAUCAGUCUGACAAGAUCCCUGCACAUGGAUAUAGAUUUUCUUUAGUUUUUUUCCGAAUCAUGAGUGAUAUGCAAGUCUUUUGUUUUGGUACCCAAAGACAAGCAUCAAGAAGCACAACAGUGAGUGGAAAAAUAAGGUUUUUUGAACAUUAAGUUUGGUCCCUUCCAGCUCGUCUUUCUCUUCUAUUAACCAAAACAGACUUGUUAUAUCUAACCCCACUAGCUCUUGCACUUUUGUGUAUUCAUAUCUACAACCUAAUGUAGUUGUACAUAUGCAUAUUUAGGUGUAUAUACAGAUUUGGUGUUAUUUCACUAUAUACUAUAUGCUUACUCCAGCACUUAAUGAAUCAAGGAUUUCAACACUGGAACAUAUACUAAUACGGUAGAAGGUCAUGCCAAGUAGUAGCCAAGUGGACGAUUUGCAAACAUCAUUGGAGCAAAGGUGUGCACACUUUAUUUGUGUUUUAUUUUUUCAAAGGACUUAAUUUAUUUUUUAUUUUAUUUUCUACAUAAUUUGUUCUACAAAUUAUUUUUCUAAUUGGUGCGUCUGAACUGUCGCCUCUUUGCCAAACGUCGUUGUACAUAGGCCUCGUGACUCGUAGCACUGACAGCCGCUCACAUCCAGUUAGACAGUAACUUUCCCUUCGGCCAAGACGUAUCGUUGUAAGUUGUUGUUGAACAUUGCACAAAAAUACAAAUAUUCUAAGAGUUAUAUAGUUUGCAAGAGUAAUAUAUGCCUCUGUGUAUAGUUAUCAUUUAACAUAAUCAGAAAGUGUACUGUAUAUUACAAUCAUAUUCUCCUUGUAGCUGACAAGCACCUUUAUCAUCAUGGGUUUUUGUACUCAUUUGCUUGGUAGUUCGGCGUUUGGAAGGUUUUCUGUGCAGCUCCUUGAGGAACGCAUCACCAGCCGACGUGCAGCGACACACAAAGUUUUUCACUUAAAUAAACCGUCUGUCCCCGAUGAUUGAUCCGUGAGUCACUCCGUCUUUUCAUCUCCCUGUAACGACACAUUUAUUUGACUUUCCUCCUCCGUUAAUUGGAACCCUGUGUUAGUUUUUUUGUCUGUCACCUGUAACUAACCUGCUCAUGUCUGUGAGAAAUAAAGGAAAGCACAUAUAAACGAAACACGUCAUCAACCAUCUUGUGAAGCCUGCUGUAUACUACAAGAGGCCAGUCUGACAAGAAGUAAUCACUGCAUUUAUGUAAUCAUGGCAAAGGUAUGAUUGUAAAUAUUAAAGAAUGACACUAUGAACUGUUGUGCAAAUGGUCUGUUUUGUAUAACUUCAGUUAAUUAAUGGAUUCAUUUUUUAUUCGAGGGUGAGAAUGAUGCGUUGGUUUUUUAAACAAGAUGAACAUGUAUA
Chelmon rostratus (copperband butterflyfish) is the source of this 4754-nucleotide messenger RNA. It is a transcript of the gene trim3b, whose product is annotated as tripartite motif containing 3b. Gene Ontology annotation, molecular function: ubiquitin protein ligase activity; protein binding; zinc ion binding. NCBI's taxonomy places the organism in Eukaryota, Metazoa, Chordata, Actinopteri, Chaetodontiformes, Chaetodontidae. Gene Ontology annotation, biological process: negative regulation of translation; protein polyubiquitination; proteasome-mediated ubiquitin-dependent protein catabolic process. The transcript has 18 exons. The record is from RefSeq and is a predicted model, not a curated record. The coding region runs from base 344 to 2644 and encodes 766 amino acids.